AAGAUGGCUGUCAUCUCUGCACGUUGUUUGAGGUCUUUGGUCAAAGCUUCGUCUAAUAUAAGCAGAACAGCUGUGUCAACCAAUGGAUUAGUAAAAUCUAGGACUUUGUCUUCGUUAGUUUUAAAAGCUACACCAGUAUUUAAAGAUAGUGGAUUAUUACAGAAGAUUGCUAGGGAUAGCAUGGCCAAGAACCUGGCUAAAAGACACAGCAGAUUGUCUACUGCUAUAAACCAACUGAUGUUAGUAGUUGCCGUGGAUUUGAAUGGACAGGGUGGAGAGGGAGCUGGUGAUGAACUUAGUGUUGAAAUAUGCUCUGAUGAUGAUGAGCAAUUGAGAAUUUAGCAGGAACUAAUUGUCAAGCUAUAACAUUUCUUGAAAAACUGUAGAAAUUCUUCAGUCACGUUUUAAGACCAAAUUCUGGAGUGUCAGUGGGAAUGUAGCUUCGUUAUCCAAAACUGGCUGUAAUACACUACAUCAGAGUCAUAUAUUUGGUAAUAUAAAGUAGGCCAGUUUCAAUAAGCGAUUAUAUUUGUUGGAAAAGGUUGAUAGUGCUAUGCAAUAUUAUAUCAUCCAAGUUUUUAUUGCAUCGUGCAGUUAAUAUUUAUUUUUAACUAAAAUUCUACCCAAAAACCUCUUACACUUAGUUCAUUAUGAAGAUUUUUUCAGUAAUCCUUGUCCUCUUUUCUGAUUAACUUAGGUCUAAUAGCAAGGCCAAUGCCAGGGGUGAUAAUUAACAGUGACUCUGAUGGAGAUGGUGUCGAUGGCCUAAUUUUGGAUGAUGAAGAUACAUUUUCGUGCUUAGAUGACGAAGCAAUCCAUGAUGUUCUCUAACAUUAAUUUCACCAGAAACUUCAAUAAUAAUCCAAAAUAAGAUGUUUCAAUAAUUGUUUCUUGUACUGAGUAUUUUGUAGAAGGAAUGCUUCUAGUAAGUUUCUGGUGAUGGUUUGCUUUCUUGCUUAGGCAACUUUUCAGACUUUUGUUCAGUGUUUGACCGUUUUGAAGAUUUUUAUUAUUUGAUAUUUAGGUAUAUUUUUAUGUACUCUUAUUCGUGUAAAAGCAUGUUUAACGUCAAAACUUUGAAUGUAAAAACGUGUAAAAAAUGUUAAAUUUAUGUUUUUCCUCUGAUUAAACUUACCAAAUGGCAUUGUA
Messenger RNA from Actinia tenebrosa (Australian red waratah sea anemone), 1149 nucleotides. RefSeq lists its product as uncharacterized. NCBI's taxonomy places the organism in Eukaryota, Metazoa, Cnidaria, Anthozoa, Actiniaria, Actiniidae. The record is from RefSeq and is a predicted model, not a curated record.